Caenorhabditis remanei is the source of this 3018-nucleotide messenger RNA. RefSeq lists its product as uncharacterized. NCBI's taxonomy places the organism in Eukaryota, Metazoa, Nematoda, Chromadorea, Rhabditida, Rhabditidae. Gene Ontology annotation, biological process: multicellular organism development; cell differentiation. The transcript has 20 exons. The record is from RefSeq and is a predicted model, not a curated record. Gene Ontology annotation, molecular function: protein binding. Bases 1 to 3018 code for a protein of 1005 amino acids.
AUGGAGAGGAGUAUGGGUCUCUUUGCUGUAAAACUACACGAUGGGCCUUGCUCAGCUAAAGAUUGUAACCAUAACUGCACACAUACUGAGUUCGAUCCGGUAUGUGACAGCAAUGGAUCAGUCUACCGAAAUCUUUGUGUGUUCGAAAUGCGAAGAUGCGAAUUACAAUUAGAGAGUCAACGAAUUCAACUGGCAGAGGAUAGAAAGUUCUGUUUGAAGAAUCGAGGAAGCCAACGAUUCAAACUGGCGGGAGUGGAAUCGUAUUCCUCCUACGCAGAAGAACCGUAUGAACAGAGUACUGAAACGACUACAAGCACAACUACAGUAAUCACAACUUCAAUGAAACCAGAAGAAGGGUUUCUCAACAAAGUUAUAGCCAAAACAAAUGCUCAAAAACCUUCAUAUCAAAACAACCAAUCCCCGUUGACAAGAAAUGAUCUUAAUCGGGUAUGCAGCAUAACUGAAUGUGAUAAAGCAUGGGAUCCUGUAUGUGACACCAGGAAUCGGACACAUAAAAAUGUCUGUCAGUUCAAAUUUUUUGCUUGCAAGAUAAACAAAAUUGACGGCAGUAUAAUAGACAUUGCACAUACCGGUGCUUGUAAAGCGAGAAAGAGCACAUGUAUUAUCUGUCCCAAAGAUGAGAAAAGAAUUCCGAUUUGUGACAAUCAAAAUAUGACCCAUUCCGACCUAUGUUCAUUCAUCCAAUACAACUGUGAAGCUCGAAACAACGACGAGGAAGAAAGAGUCUUAGUUCACAUCAAAUCAUGUCAUGCAAGAAGUCCACAGUUUACCCUUAAAGACGAAAUGUGUCCAAGGACAUGUAGCCGUGACGUGAAGCCUGUUUGUGAUGAAGCCAAUAACACUCAUCAAAACCUGUGCCAUUUCCAACAGUACAAUUGCAAUAUGCGGAAGCUAGGGAUUAGAUCCCCGUACUUGAGAUACCUGAGACCAUGUGUGAAAAACAGAAAAAUAGAUACAGCUGUGGAAAAUGUUGAAAUGAGAGCUUCGGUAUCUAAUAUUGAAAUACAAACUACCAAGUCUCGGGAAUCAACUCCAGCAUCUCCAACUAUACCAAAACCUGGAUCGUCAGAAAAGACUACAUUCAUUGUAAGCGCCUUUGAGAAAGUUAUGAAAAGCACAACAAGCACUGAGAGGCCAACAACUACGAUUACAUCAAUAACUACCCUUUCUACUACUCCAUUAUCUACAGAACCUGCAAUUACUUUCACAUCAACUGAACCAUUCGCAGAAACAACCACGUUACCAGAUGUUGCAUUUUUUGACUGUCCAAAACCAAACUGUCCAACAGAUGGUCAACCGGUCUGUGAUUCAGCUGGAAAUUUGCAUGGAAACCUUUGCGAAUUCACGUAUUCCCGAUGCAUAGCUGCCAGCAAAGGUCAUCAAAUUCACAUCGCAACAGAAGAAAACUGUAUUUCGAAAGAAGCAUGUGAGAUGCCAUGUACGGAAGAUAAACACCCUAUAUGCGCUUCUGAUUUUUCAACGUACGAGAAUCUCUGUCAGUUCAGAAAACAAAAAUGUUUGGAUUCAGAGCUUGAAGUUUUGUUCAAAGGGAAAUGCAACGAAUGCCUCGAUUCUCCAUGUGCACUACCCGCGGAGAACUCUCCAGACGAAUCCUUUGUCUGCUUGGAAGACCAAUCCACAAAAUCUCUCUGUGAAUAUCAAAUGCUCUCAUGUAUAUUCGAACGUGGUUAUGGAGUGAACUUGACUGUCCAAUAUAUAGGGACGUGCUGUCCUCCAGUUGAAUCCUGUGACAAUGAAAAACCAGAUCCAGUGUGCACGGACAGUGGAGCCACUUUCUUGACAGAAUGCGAAUUGAAUAUUGAAAAUUGCAAAUUGAAGAAGCAGGACCAGCCAAAAUUAGUCGUUGUUUCGAAGGGCGUCUGUGAAAACUCUACCAUUGAAGUAGCAUACACCGGAAUGUGUUGUGAUACCAAUUGUCCGUCGGAUUUCAGUCCAGUUUGUGAUAGCAAAGGCAGCACUCAUCAGAACAUUUGUCACUUUGGUAUCAAGAGAUGCAUCGCUGAAAGAACAUUUGGAGACGUUCUGACAAUUGAAAAGUUUGAAGUUUGCAACCAAAUUGCAGCUUGUAACGCUCAAUGUCCCAAAGAGUACUCUCCAGUUUGUGCAUCUAAUCAACAGAACAUUGUAAACGAAUGUGAACUCAAUAAAAUCAGAUGUUUGGUAGAAAACAAUGUGACCACCGGAGAAAAACUUGUCAAGGAAUAUGAUGGAGAAUGUUGUCGACUAGAAAACUGUGACUUCUCAACAUUCUCCCCAGUAUGCGAUACGGAAGGGGUAACUCAUGCGAACAUGUGCUUGAUGAAUCAUAAUGCAUGCAUUCAAAUAAAAAAGUUCAAGAAAACCAUUCAAGUCUCUUAUCAGGGACAAUGCUGCAAUCAACCAUGUGACGAAGACGAUGCGCCAGUUUGUGAUGGGGACACAACUCAUCCGAAUACUUGCAAAUUCCGAAUUGCUCAAUGUGAAGCUGAACGCGUGAAUAAAACUAUAUCCAUCGCUUAUUCCGGCGACUGCUGCAUUCUGCCCAAGGGUGAAUGUGAAACUUCAGGAGCUGUAUGUGAUUCGGAAGGGCAGACUCAUUCUAAUCAUUGUGUAUAUCAACAAAAACGAUGCAUUGCCGAACGUAUAUCCAAGAAAACUCUUAAUAUAGUACAUACAGGAGAAUGCUGUGCGUUGGCGUCUUGUCCGAAAACGGGACAACCAGUAUGUGAUUCUAGAGGAAGAACUCAUGAUUCACUAUGUCACUUUCAUAAUUCCAAGUGUAUAUUUGACAAAAUACAUACUCAAAACACAACUUUGACUUUGGAUUAUCAAGGAAAGUGUUGCCCUGCUGGAUGUACAGAUGAGCUGUCAGUGAUAUGUGACCAACAUGAAAACAUCUACCGGAACUCGUGUUACUUUAAUUUGAAAGCAUGUGAAACAUGGAGGAGAACACAAGACGUGCUACUUGCUACACCCUGCCCGCUAUUACGAACAUGA